CUCACGUUUACGCGUGGCCACAUCCACAUAACGGCGCUGUGCCCUAAAGCUUCUUGCGUAAUUUGUUUUACCCAGAAUAGACUCAAUCUCUUGAACAAGAUCAAAAAUCAUCGCCAUGGUACUGAACGGCUGAGCCAAUUUAUCCGUCAAAGAUAAAGUUAGAUUGGGCUGGCUAUGACCGUUUCUCCGGAAAUCGACCUCCAGCGAGCUUACUGCGGAGUAAUGCAUGGCCGGUUGAUAUAUCCCCACGACAUUGCCUUUUACUCUUAAUUCAGUGGCAGUUGAAAUGAUCCGCUUUAUGGACGAGACUUCUGCUGCUGGUUCCCAUCGGGGUAGAGCGCGGACGGCGUGCGAUUUAUGUCGGUAUCGAAGGAUCCGCUGCGACGGCGAAAAACCAGCAUGCGAGACAUGUAGACUUGCGGGUGUCUCGUGUGUUUUCACACCUCGAGUUGGACAGCGGAAAGAUGUCCGUAGAGAACUUGCCGAAGCCAAGGCUACAGUACAGCAGCUACAGGAAGCAUUAAGAGCAGAGCGAGCGCGCCAUCAGAGUCAGACUCCGUCUUUAACUCCAAGCCCAAGUUUUGCGACAUGGCCAGCAGCACAGACAGAUAUACUCGACUCAUACGGCAUCGACGCAGCAAAAGAAGCCUUCCGGAAGCAUUUAUCAUAUUGCGAUCCAUCAUUCACUUCCAUCGUUCACCGGAUGGGACAUACUUUCAACAUUGAUGACUUUUUAGAUCAGGCAUGUUAUUCAUUCAAGUCACGAUAUCCAGUGCACCAGUCAAGAGCCGUUAUCCCGAAAUGGCCUCCGCAGGAACUAGUUCAAUGCGCGAUUGAUUAUUUUUCGAGAACGGGGCUUUAUUCCGUUUUCCCUGUUGUUCAGGCGGAGACAUUAUCCUCGGAUAUUGACCCGAAUACACCUUGGGAUAAAGUAAAGGCAGCAGAUCUAGCCUGUCCUGUUACGUUGACGGCGCUUCUUGGAAGAAUACAUAGACAUGAGCCUGAAUUCGCAGAUGCAGAGCCUGAUGCGUAUGUACAAGCCGCGUUAGGCUUGUUACCACAGUUGAUGAUGGACAGCGAGAAUCUAAGAACGUUGGAGUCUUUAGUUCUACUGGCCCUCUACAUUUUCCCCACCGGCCAACCCCAACUAGCCGAACUCCUCCUCUCCAUGUCCGUCCGCAUCCUCUACACCCUACGCGCAAACCACGACACCACAAACCAACACGUAAGAGCCCUCUUCUGGCUAAUCUACUUUAUCGACAAAGACCUCUCCCUCCGACAAUUCCAGCCCCCUUUAGUACAUGAUAGCGAUUGCACACUCUCCCUACCAGAUACUUACAUCUCCGAAUCUUCAACUCACCGGCUUCUCUCGAAACCGCUUUCGCCAAGCGAGUUGCUCUUUCCGUCUGAUCUUCGACUGUCGCUUAUUAAAUCAAAAAUUUAUAACUUGUUAUAUUCAAACAACGCUCCAACACAAGCGCAAUCCUCAGAAACACAGGCAAGAAGACUACAACAUAUCCGCGAACUAGACCAGGAACUCAAUGACUUCAAGGCUGCUUUUCCGGUUUCUUUGCCGCUGGUUAGCUUUUUGUCUGGGAUGGCACGGGAUGUGCCCGAUAUUUUGCUGCAUGAUAUGAGUCUUAGGGGGUACAAUAUUCAUCUGGAAUAUUGGUUUUGUUUGGGGAGGAUUCAUGCUAGUACUUCCAGCACUGCUAAUGCAGUGAUACAGUCGUCAUUGUUGUCUUCGAGUAUGAAUUUGUGUCAUCAGGCGGCGCGUUCGACGUUGUUGUUCAUGGUGCGGACGAGGCAUUUUAUUAUGCCUGGGAAUUUCUGGAUCCACGCACAAUCUCUUUUGACCUCCAUAAUCACUCUCUUCCAGUACAUAGUCACCGCACCCUCCGCGAGGACGGUUGAACAGGAUCUCAGCAUCCUAGAGAGUAUUGCAGAAACAUUCGAGGAGAUAGUUGAGAGUGGGAAGUGUGGUGAUGGUCGUGAUGGGCGUUUUCCGCCGUUUUAUAUCACGGAGAAGUUUGUGAGGUGGUUGGUUGGUUUCGUCAGAUCUAGGGGCAUGCACCAGCAGGUUGUAUAGACAAGAGAACGAUGGCGUUGACAUCAAAGACACUGACACUUAAUUAUGUACAUCUAUCAUGUAUAAUAAAAUUAGGUACUAGUAAUUAAACAAACAACCAUGCAAGAAGAAAAAAAAAAGGACAAUAUGUAAUAGUAAUACACCACAUAAACCCCUUCCCAAACCAACCCAUGACACUAAUAAAACGCCUCAAUAAGCAUAUACGGGAAAAUAACCACACAAGCCGUCCAAAACACCAGCACGCACUGAAUCAGCGCAAGCGGCAACUUCCACAGCGGCGCGUCGCGGAUAAUAAUCCAU
This is a messenger RNA of Aspergillus ruber CBS 135680, 2389 nucleotides long. Its product is annotated as putative C6 transcription factor. Gene Ontology annotation, molecular function: DNA-binding transcription factor activity, RNA polymerase II-specific; zinc ion binding; DNA binding. The transcript is spliced from 5 exons. Bases 287 to 2089 code for a protein of 600 amino acids. Lineage: Eukaryota; Fungi; Ascomycota; Eurotiomycetes; Eurotiales; Aspergillaceae. The record is from RefSeq and is a predicted model, not a curated record. Gene Ontology annotation, biological process: DNA-templated transcription; regulation of DNA-templated transcription.